Molecule: messenger RNA, 1958 nt
Organism: Plectropomus leopardus (leopard coralgrouper)
Lineage: Eukaryota; Metazoa; Chordata; Actinopteri; Perciformes; Serranidae
Gene: nudt2
Product: nudix (nucleoside diphosphate linked moiety X)-type motif 2
Biological process (GO): ATP biosynthetic process; AMP biosynthetic process
Molecular function (GO): bis(5'-nucleosyl)-tetraphosphatase (asymmetrical) activity
Source: RefSeq, a predicted model, not a curated record
UUCAAAGCGCACCGGACUCAUUUCUUAAAGCACCGCGGAGCUCACAGCCGGUGAGACACAAGCUUCACCAAAGUAGAUCUUGAGACUGUGAAUACACCGGCGAUGGCGCUGCGUGCUUGUGGCUUCAUAGUGUUUCGUCUAGCCAGUUCUAUCCCCCCACCAGACAACAUCGAGUACCUCCUCCUGCAGACCUCUUAUGGGGAGCACCACUGGACCCCACCCAAAGGUCAUGUAGAUCCAGGUGAGGAUGACCUCACCACAGCACUGAGAGAAACCAAGGAGGAGGCGGGACUUGGGGCGGAGCAACUGCAGGUGAUUGACGGCUUUUUGCAGGAGCUGCGCUACGAGGUGCGAGGUAGACCUAAAGAGGUGCUGUACUGGCUGGCCGAGCUGAGAGACCCAGGGACAGCGGUGACUUUGUCUAACGAGCACCAGGACUACCGCUGGGCCCGGCUGGAGGAGGCCUGCACUCUGGCAAAGUACAAAGACUUGCAGGACACACUGAGAGCAGCACAGACACACCUGGAGGCUCGGCAGGACAAACAGCGAUGAACCAGAAAUUAGACUGCGAAGACAGGAUGAUUUAAGAAGGGAAAGCUGCAGAUGACACAUGGGAACCUCAGACCUGAGUGCACCCAAUGUGACAGUGUGUCUGCAUUUUAUAUGAUCGAUUAUGUGUCUGUCUGAUUCACAUACUGAAUACUUCCCACUAAAAUCGUGACUGAUAUUGCAAUCACAAUAUCUGUCAAAGUAAUUGUAAUGGGAUUUUUUUCUUUUUUUCUUUUUUUUUUGCUUUUCAUUCAGCCCUAGUUUCUGUCAAAACAAACGUGAAAAGGGAGGAUAUGCAUCAGUCCUUGAUAACUGAGCACAAAAACGGGCAUGAUUAGCCCUGUCUUUAAAAGACAUAAGUUGAAAGAUUAAAUGACAUUAAAUACGUAGAUAUUUUAAAUGUAAAUAAAUUAAACACAAAACUUCAUCAAGGAGAGUCCCACUGGAACAGCGUAACCCUGAAGACAAGCAUAUGUUUAAAUUUUGUUUUUAUAUGUCUGGUAUUGGAAUUAAAAACAAUUCAAAUAAAUAUAACAGGUUUUGUGUUCCUGGAUCGAACUAAAAGUGUCUUAAAAUGUGAAAAAUAUAUAAAAGGGGAGCUCACACUUGUAAAAAAAGACUGAAUCUAAUGCUGGAGUAUAAUCCCCUUGCACUAGCAAAAAGAAAACUGGAUGAAAAUAAAGUGUAAGCAGCAGAUGUUGCCACAGGGUGGGGACAAAAACAAGAAAUCUGUCGGCGUUCAUUUGCCACAGACUACAAAAUACUGCAGGCUGUAGAAAAAUGACUUAAAUGACCCAUGAACUCAGUAACAGCCUUCAGCAUCCAAAUAAAGUGGGACACUCCCAUUACUUUAAAAAAAUCAGUUAAAUAAAAGCCAGUAACAGGGAUCAUUUCAUUAUGUAAGAAACUAUAGGUUCAUAAAAUCUGAGAUCAUUACUAUGCAGUGAUUCUGGGUGAACGCACACAUAAUCAUAAAUGUCAAAGAGUGAAUGUCAAGUUGACCAUAUUUUUUAGGGAUGAUAUACUCAUCUAUAAAUUAAACAGCCCUUAGUGUACUAAUGAAACCAUUUGCAAGCAGGAAGAAUUACCACAUCAUAAAUUGGACUGUAGACACUUGAGACCAGGUUUUAUGUACUCUGCGGUUUCUGAGAUAUUAUUAAGGAUGUUCCUCAGGAAAAAAACAGGUGAUUUAAGACAAAUAAUGUAAUUGAAACCAGUCAGCAUUAGCAUACCAUGAUCACUCUGAGAUGAGAUGAUUGAGCAGUGGUUUUAUUCUCUGACACCAUAGACGACGGGUAAAAAAAAAAAUCCUAAUAUUCGAUUUGUUUUUAACUCCAGUUAUCUACUCCUCAUAUUGUUUAACGAUCUAAAAGUUAUAUUUUUUCAAUAUAGUGAAUAGCAGAAAGUGG